This is a messenger RNA of Oryctolagus cuniculus (rabbit), 782 nucleotides long. The record is from RefSeq and is a predicted model, not a curated record. Lineage: Eukaryota; Metazoa; Chordata; Mammalia; Lagomorpha; Leporidae.
UCUCCGGGCCCUGGCGCACCUCCGCCAUGGCCUCCGACAACCUGGAAAUGAUCCUGGAGGAUGGGCCACUCCGGAUGCUGUUCCGCGAGAUGGAGUGCAACGAGGACUGCAACGCCCUGAACGUCUUCUUCUAUGUCAAGAAGAACGAGGUAUGCACCCCGCACACGGUUGUGGCCCAGAAGAACGCAGACGGCAUCUACACCACUGACUUCGAGGGCCAGACCUCCUUCCAGUUCCACGAAUUGGAUCCCGCUAGGCUCUUCGUCUUCAUCAAUAAAAUGGGGUCCAGCGGCACCACCAGCCGCCUCAGCUUCCUUGUGGUCAAAUUGAGAGUCAUAAAUGACGACCGGCUGGAGGACUACGCGAGGCUCACGGAGCAGAAUGGGAUCCCGCGGAAGUACAUCCGGCGUGUGGGCGACACAGGUGAGGCUUCGGCGGCUUCCGGGCUGACUCGGCGCUGACUCGGCGCUGACUCGGCUUUCCUCUCUCUCCAACAGACACCUGUCCACCCUGAGGACGCCUCCCUUGGAGAAGGUGCCAGAACGUUCUAGACCAUUCCAGAACCGCCCCUCCUGCACAAUGAUUCCUCCCCUGAUCGCCUCACCAUCUCCUCCCACCUGCGAACGCGCUAGUAUGCUCCGGAACAUUCUAGAGCAUUCUGGAUUGAUCCAAGAUGGUCUGGAUUGUUCCAGAAUUUCUAGAAAGCUUCGGAACAUUCUAGAAUCGGCCGUCCCCAGCUUUCUCUGCUUCCUGUUCAUGGAAUAAACUCAUCCCAGGCACAG